GUGUGCAUAAAAAUGAGCGUGUAAUGGCCUAUUUUUUUCUCUUUUUGUGCACAUUUUCCACAUUGUAAUAUGUAUUUACAUGUUAAACUCGAAAAAUUUGAAUAUCGUGCAAAAGUGUAUUUAUUUCAGUAAUUCAACUUAAAAGGUGUAACUAAUAUAUUAUAUUGACUCAUUACAUGCAAAGUGAGAUAUUUCAAGCCUUUAUUUGUUAUAAUGUUUUUGAUUAUGGCUUACAGUUUAUGUAAACUCCAAAUUCUAAAUUAGAAUAUUGUAAAAAGGUUUUCAUAAACUGUAAGCCAUAAUCAAAGUUAUAACAAAUAAAGACUUGAAAUAUCUCACUUUGUGUGUGCAUGUUUUCAUAUGUGUAUGUAUUUAUGUCUUUUUAUUGAAAGUAAUUCCAAAUAUUCAUAUAAUUAUUUACAGGUAGAACACAGCGAGGCAGAGGCCGGAUGCGUCAAGUACAUCGACAUAGUGCUGCUGGUGAUCAAACUAGGGCUGGUGUGAACCAUCCAGCUGAAGAUGCUGAACCUGAUGAUUCUAAGUGGCAUGAAAUUAACUGGCAGCCAAAAAACAUUCCCUUCACUGAGAAUCCUGGGCCUAUUGGUGAUGCUGCUGCUCUUGAGUCAGAACAACCUGUAGACUUUGCAGAGUUGUUCAUUUCUGAUGUACUGAUUCAGAACAUUGUUGAUCAGACCAACCUGUAUGCAGAUCAGUGUAUUCAGGCUAUGGAUGACACUUCAAAACAUGCUAGAUGUCACGCAUGGAAGCCUGUCACAGUUUCAGAGAUGAAAACUUUCAUGGGCCUCCUUUUUCUCACUGGUAUCAUUCAUAAGCCUGAACUUGAAAUGUACUGGUGUACAGAUGACAUGUUAGCUACCCCCUACUUCAACAAGGUCAUGCCUCGCAACAGGUUUGAAAUCAUAUGGAGAUUUCUACACUUCAGUGAUAAUACAACAAGGCCAGACAAUUGUACUGACAGGCUGUACAAAAUCCGCCCUGUCUUGGAUCACCUUGUGUCCAAAUUCCGCGAAAUGUAUCAGCCCAAGUCAAACAUUUGCAUUGAUGAGGGGAUGUUUCUGUGGCGUGGGCGCCUGGCUUUCAGGGUGUACAAUCCCCAGAAACCCAUCAAAUAUGGAGUAAAAUCCUACAUCUUGUGCGAUUCUGAUACAGGCUACUGUUUUAACAUGAAGCCCUAUUGUGGGGAAAGCGCUACCCUGGGAGACACGGUUGUCUCUCUUCUUGAUCGCCUAGCAGGUCAUGGCUACAGAUUGUUUAUGGACAACCUAUACAACUCUGUACGACUGUGUGAGCGCCUACUUGAUGUGAAAACCCAUGUAUGUGGUACAAUUAGAAAAAACAGAGGUGAACCGCCGGUCAUUCGAGAUGUCAGAAAUGCUCACCUUAGGAUUGGGGAAACAAUCAUGCGUCACAACGAAAAUGUGAUGGUCUUGGCAUGGAGAGACAAACAAACAGUGAAAAUGGUUACAACAUUCCAUCAGAACAACAUGGAACGUGUUGAGGUAUGGCAGAGAGGCCACCAAGAAAAAGUUGCAAAGCAAAAGCCAGCAUGCAUUGUGGAAUACAAUCAUGAAAUGAAUGGUGUUGACAAACUAGACCAAAACAUUGUGUACUACCCAUUUAUCAGGAAGUCACACAAGUGGACAAAGAAAUUUGUCAUGUACCUGUUUCAGAUCAGUUUGUUCAACGCUUUUUUCAUUUACAAAGCGAAAAACCCACAGGGUAAUUGUAACACUCUUCUCUCAUUCAUCCAGAGUGUUAUAAAAUCAUGGACCAGCCAAGAGUGUGCUAGUGGUGGGGAGAAAAGUGCCACUGAAAACACUCCAAGAGCACCAUACAACACUGACCCAAAAAACAGACUGAAUGUCAGUUUUGCUGUUCAUGAACUUGUUCCAAUCCUGCCCACUCCCAAAAAGCAACACCCAACCAGAGGAUGCAGAGUUUGUGUACGUAAGGGGUUGCGGAAGGAGACCUCGUUCUACUGCAAAAGUUGUGGCGUCCCCUUACAUCCUGGGAAAUGUUACUCUGUGUACCACUCAAAAGCAAAUUACAGUGCCUAAAUUUAAUUAGAUUUAUGUUUAAUUGUAAUAUAUUUUGGAAGGUUUUAUAUAUGUUAAAAUGACAUCUGAAUGUAUUCUGCUUGAAAAUGCACUUGUUUCAUAAAAAUGGCUUUUUCUCAGCUUUUUGUCCAGAAUGUUGUGUUUUUGACAAAACCUAUCUAUGUUCAGGUGGCAAUAAAAAAAUAAUAAAUGAAGAUAAAAUAAAAUAUUUUUUUUUGUUUAAAAGCAGAGACUCAGAUCUUUAUUUUGAUAUGUAACAUGUUCAUAUAUUCAUAGAAGAAAAUAUUCUGUGGGCCAUUAAAGUUUAGCGAAAAUUGUCAAAAACCCUGGCGCUGGCUGGCAACUUUUUUUAAAAAUGCUGGCGGGCAAAGAGUUAAAGGUAGUUUUAUUAUCUAUCAUAUGGUUAUGAUUAUAUAUAUAUUAAUUUUCUAGGACUGAUUUUUUUGUCACAUACCUAAACUAACCCUUUAAGAGAUGCAGAACACAAGAUCCAGGGGGCGUGGAGGGGUUACUGUGGAAUUUUAUGAGGAUAAAAUACAGGUGAAGAGUGCCUAAGCAAAUUUUCGCGAUUAUUACAUGAGAAAAGUGUGAAAAUUCAGAGUGCGACCAGACAUAACCUAUGACCGUCGAAUAGCACGAGCUCUACUCCGUCAUAUGUAAACAUAAAUUGGGCAUCAAGACUACUGUGCGCAUCGCGUUUGUGCCUUUCAUCCGACUUCUCACAUGCUCCCAUUGUUUAACCCCUAUAGAUAUCCGUUUACCGGCUGCCCUCUAGUGUCAUGGCAAUGAGCGGCCUGACAUCCCAGAAACAGUUUGGAUCUGUUCAGGAUGACGCAAAGAAUAGAUCAAAAUAGUAACGUUUUAUAAACUGAUAACAUCUUGCAAAAGGUUUCGCUAAACAUUACCGACUAAGUGACUGUGCACAUGCUUGACAGAUAAACCGCGUAAGGACAGUACUAAGGCUCAUGCCGGUUGGCUGUGAUGCUGUCAUGCUGCGAACGGUUCCUGGUUGAGGCAUUUUCAGAGCUCUCUGGGUCAUAUUGGGUGACAGUGUCAUUACUGACGUGGAUCAUAGAAAACGCAGCAGUCUUGUGCUUAAAACCUUCUUAAACUGUAAACGGAAAAAUACAACAUUUACAUUGCCUAGCUAACAAGCGAACACUCGCCCCAGCCGUCUAGCAGCGCUGUAGCCACGCUAGCCGCAGUACCACCAAAGCAGAAGUAGGCGGCUCAAAGGGACUAACCAACUCGGCUAAUGAGCUGACCAGUUUAAUUAUAAAACAAUUCAACGUUUCGACGAAAACUCUGUGUAUACACAUAUUACUCUUUAACCACAGUCGAUAACAUCUAAAUUAACAAAUCUGGCACUUAAUUGUUAAACACAAGCAUUUAGCUCACGGAUCUUGGAACCCCUCCCCUUCGCGUCGCACAUGGCAGCCCUAGG
Carassius auratus (goldfish) is the source of this 3522-nucleotide messenger RNA. RefSeq names its product piggyBac transposable element-derived protein 4-like. The record is from RefSeq and is a predicted model, not a curated record. The transcript has a single exon. NCBI's taxonomy places the organism in Eukaryota, Metazoa, Chordata, Actinopteri, Cypriniformes, Cyprinidae. Bases 450 to 2078 code for a protein of 542 amino acids.